Messenger RNA from Gamsiella multidivaricata, 1343 nucleotides. RefSeq lists its product as uncharacterized. NCBI's taxonomy places the organism in Eukaryota, Fungi, Mortierellomycota, Mortierellomycetes, Mortierellales, Mortierellaceae. The transcript is spliced from 2 exons. The record is from RefSeq and is a predicted model, not a curated record. The coding region runs from base 239 to 1135 and encodes 298 amino acids.
CAAGAGCCUUGCUAUGCCCCUGAACACUUUUAUUCAUCCACUUGCUCAAAAGCCAAUAAGCGUAUAGCUUUUCCUUGUAAUCCUAUUCUCUGGCUACUUCUGAUUCUUCCCUCUUGCUACAUCGCAUUCUUUCUCUCAUUCACCACGCUCAGCACAAGACAACGACAGGCUUUCCUACAGACUAAUCAACAGAGCACAGACAUUUCGCAAGCAUCCUGCAGGACGAAUCGGGCCACACAUGCCACAGGACGCAGGUACAGAUCUGUCUGACGACCGGUCUCUGGACAGCAGUGACAUCAAGCACACCCCUCUUAGAAUCACAACGGACUCUUGCUCACCUACAUUAUCGUCAGUCUUGCUCGAAGGCAACUCUCAACCAGUCUCGCCUAUCAACCGAAAGAGGGCCGAUGCCCGAGAAGCACAGGAUGGAGAGGCAACAACAAGCACCAAUCACAGCUCACUUCCACCUUUGAAAAAGUCAAAGACGUCGCUGGUCCUCUCGCAGGCUAGCUUGACCGAGUAUCGAACAUCUCAAGAAAUCGCCGACGAUCCAACCUCGCCUCAGACAUCGCCACUUCUGGAGCCCGAUUCGCCUAUGACUUUGGUAUCGUCUUUAAAUGCACUCAGCGAGGAAAAUUUUGACUUGAAUGCAGCCGCGGUGACACAAACAAUCCCUAUCCUUGUCAGAUCACGGACCCUGGAGGAGAUCAGGCCAAGCACGCCGCCUGCGUUUAUUAACCGGGCUGAUCCUGGGCUCGAGAGCCUCAGUUUGGGCACACGAUUCGGUAUUGCGCCAGCUAGAACAGCAGGAAUCGAGCGCGCCGUGGGUACUGUUACGAUAAGUCGACAAGGAAGUCCCAUCCCAGGAAUGGCAGACACGCAAAGCCGAGAAUCAACUCCAAUGCAUGUGGAUGACGAGGCUUUCCCUCAUCCUCAGAAUAACAAGCACAGCUGCACUCAGGACGGCGAACAAAGCGGACCAACUGCCGACGAGAUGGCGGAUCCGGAGGGCCUCCAAGCGCAGAAAGCGUUUCUAGAUUUAUCGCUGAACACGACACAGAUCCAUUAUGCCUGGACAGACUUACAGAGGAAGAGAAGGCAAAGAUCAUGGACGAAGCAAGAGAAUUUGGUAUGAUACUCAUCUUCAAUUGGUUUAUAAUGUGCGAUCUUGUGUUGUCUCUGUCCAUCUCCUGAUAUUGAACAUUUGACACCUAAAUGAAUUCUAUAGGAAUCAGUCAUAUCAUUCAGGAAUAUGUACUAACAGGAGUGUACACUGUGAAAAAACUGUUGCUCAUGGUUUCACAUGAAGGGGUAUGUGCAAUGCCGGAUAAGAACUGGUGAUU